AUUUCUAACUGGUCAGUGGCGCCAGAAAGAUGAAUUUAGAGCUUCUGGAAUCGUUUGGGCAGAAUUUCCCAGAGGAUUUUGAUGGCACUUUGGACUGUGUGAGUAUUGCUAUCACUUGUGCCUACAAUAGACAGGGGACACUACUCUCUGUUGGUUGUAAUGAUGGAAGGAUUGUCAUCUGGGAUUUCCUGACAAGAGGAAUUGCCAAAAUCAUUAAUGCUCAUGUCCAUCCAGUGUGUUCUCUAAGCUGGAGUCGGAAUGGACACAAGUUACUCAGUGCUGCUACAGAUAACACAGUGUCAGUAUGGGAUGUGAUGGCUGGAGAAUGUGACAAGACCUUCCGUUUCCCUUCUCCUAUAUUGAAAGUGCAGUUUCACCCCAGAAACAGCAAAAAAUUCCUUGUUUGUCCUAUGAAACACCCUGCUGUCAUGAUGUCUAUUGACGGAACCCAUUCGACUAUACAGAUGGAUGAUGAUUCUGAUCUGAAUAUUGUGGCAGCCUUUGACCGACGUGGAAAACAUAUUUACACAGGCAAUGCCAAAGGACGGGUGCUUGUUUUUCCAAUUAAAGAUCUCAGCAAGAUGGUGGCUUCUUUCCGUGUAACAACAGGAACAUUAAAUACCACAGCCAUCAAAUCUAUAGAGUUUGCCCGCAGGGGAGAAUGUUUUCUAGUCAACUCUGCAGACCGUAUCAUCCGUGUCUAUGAGAGUCGAGAGGUCCUGACUUUCGGAAAAGAUGGAGAACCUGAACCAAUACAGAAACUACAGGAUCUUGUAAACAAAACCUUAUGGAAGAAAUGCUGUUUCUCAGGCGAUGGCGAAUACAUUGUGGCUGGAUCAGCACGACAGCAUUCUUUAUACAUAUGGGAAAAAAGUGUAGGCAAUCUUGUCAAAAUUCUCCACGGAACAAAAGGCGAACUGCUUCUUGAUGUGGUGUGGCAUCCUGUGCGUCCUAUCAUUGCAUCCAUAUCUAGUGGACUUGUGUCAAUAUGGGCUCAGAAUCAAGUGGAAAACUGGAGCGCCUUCGCCCCUGAUUUUAAGGAACUUGAUGAGAAUGUUGAGUAUGAAGAGAGAGAGUCAGAAUUUGAUAUUGAAGAUGAGGAUAAAGAAAAGGAGGAAGCAAAAGGGCCUGAUGAAGAGGACAUUGAAGUCGACGUCACCACUAUAGAACCGAUACAAGUGUUUAUUUUAGAAGAGCCUCCACCAGCGGAGAAGAAACGCCUUGCCCCAGCUUCCGAUCAUGCACCAUCACCAAAGAAAAAGAAAUUCAAAUCUGUAGAUGUAGAUCUCCCUAAUGCUCCAAUGGAUGAAAUACAUCCCUUGUUGAAUGUCAAAAAACCAAAUGAAAAGAAUGCAGGAAAGAAAUCUCGUCCCAAGCAAAGACCUCCAAAAGAAAAAUCUAAACACAAGGAGAAGUUAAAGGAAGAUUUUUUCUGAGAUGAAGAUGUUGUGUGCUGGAAAUAUGUAGAUAAGUACCAGUCAUCGCCUAUCGAACAUGGACACAGCAGGUGGCCUUCAGGUCCAAAUGAUUCAGAAGAAACGGGCCCAUUGAGGAAGGCAGCCAAACAUACAACAUCAGUGGUCUCGUGGAGAAGUUUUCACAGUCAAAGUCUAUACCAAACUGUUCUUGCUUGCACUUGAUUAGCUAUGAAUGUCAUAGUUGUAUAGCUGUUGUUCCAUAUGUACAGAUACUGGUGUAUAUUUGUGUACAUUUGAUGUAUGUAAUAUGCAAAUCCAAUAAAUAUUGUAAAUAUCAA
Messenger RNA from Ylistrum balloti, 1756 nucleotides. Its product is annotated as retinoblastoma-binding protein 5-like. Lineage: Eukaryota; Metazoa; Mollusca; Bivalvia; Pectinida; Pectinidae. The transcript has 15 exons. Gene Ontology annotation, molecular function: protein binding. The record is from RefSeq and is a predicted model, not a curated record. Gene Ontology annotation, cellular component: Set1C/COMPASS complex. The coding region runs from base 30 to 1436 and encodes 468 amino acids.